Molecule: messenger RNA, 1080 nt
Organism: Kockovaella imperatae
Lineage: Eukaryota; Fungi; Basidiomycota; Tremellomycetes; Tremellales; Cuniculitremaceae
Exons: 5
Coding region: 263-919 (218 amino acids)
Source: RefSeq, a predicted model, not a curated record
AGUGACGAUCGUUCUAGGGCGCCGCCGCUGUCUGACAUCAGAUCUUAUUUAUAUAUAUAUAUAUUAUAUCCUUCUCUACCUCGUCCUGUUCGAUCUCGACAACUGGUGACCAUCUGAGACCAUUAGGAGGAUCCAGAGACAAAGGACAAGGUCAAACCUUUCUUCUCUCUCUCUCUAGAGGCCAAGACAUCGCAGAUACCUCGUUUACAACAAACGCUCACUAGCUUUUCUCUGCUCAACACCCAUCUACUUGACUCCCAUCAUGCUGCUAUCGCUCGCUCUUGUCGCUCUGGCAGGACUCUUACCAUCAGUAUCAGCUUAUGGAUACUGCGGUUACGGCUAUUACAAUGACUAUGACUGUAACAAUGGUCUAUCCAUCGGUGCAAGAAUCGGCAUAGGUAUCGGUAUCGCCGUCGGUGUCCUCUUGCUCUUUGCCCUAUGUUCAUACUGGCGAAGAAAGCAACUCCGCAGACAAUUCAACAAAUAUCGUCCCCCGACCUUGCCAUUUACCAAUAACAACAAUAGCAACAAUAACAACAGCUCCAACCCAUACGCCAACAACCCUCCUCCCCCUGCUCAGGCUGGAUCAUAUUAUGCCAACGGCAAUCAAGGUAGCAAUUGGCAGAACAACCAAUACGGCAACAACCCUCCCCCACCUGCCAAUGUCUAUCAACCCAGUAUGGCUGGAGCCUAUGGCUCUGGUGCAAAAGAAAUGUCGAGCACCGGUGGACGCGUGACUACGCCUGCGGCACAGGGGCAUGAACACGGAUACGAGUGGGAGCAGGCGAGGGAAGCUGAGAGACAGGAGAGGGAGCAAGCGAAUGUGCAGUCGCCUCCCGGCUACGACGUCGCAUCGAACACCACCGGAUCAACCCACUACGCUCCACCUUCUGGUCCACCUCCUAAGCGGGAUCAAUAAGUUGUGACAUUGGUAGAUCAGGAACAGCAAGAGUGCAAACAUAAUACGGUUGUCAAGAGGGGUGUCAGCAGAGAAUCCAGAACAGACAGUGUAACAAUAUCAACUAGACACGCAGAACGAAGAGAGAGCAAGAUUAUAGUUUCAUGCAAGGUGUAAAAACG